Messenger RNA from Coturnix japonica (Japanese quail), 8536 nucleotides. Lineage: Eukaryota; Metazoa; Chordata; Aves; Galliformes; Phasianidae. The record is from RefSeq and is a predicted model, not a curated record.
GAAUGAGGCAAUGUGGUGGAGGCGGCCAAGGGGCAGCAGGAUGGCUGGCAGUGCUGGCAGUGUGGUCAGUGGGGAAUGUAGGGGUAACUGGUUGGUGAAAUACUAUUUGUGAGCAGGGCAGGGAAAGAACAGAGGCCUUGUGCAGGGUGAGCUUCGUGUUGCUAUGGGUGUCCCAGUUAAGAGAGGUUGACCUGUGAGAGCAGGAGAUGUGCCUGCUGGUGCCUUGCAGAGAGAUGAGGGAGCACAUGGCAUGGGACACAAAGCACCUGGAGAAGGCAAGGGCAGCACCUGGGCUCCUGGAGCUGCUGCAGGCUCCACCAGCGUGAACUGAUGGCUGGAGUGGGGGAGGCUGUGAGCGGAACACGAGGCAGUGCUCAGUGUAGAGCAACAGUGCAGAGGGCGGUUCACCCCGUGGGAGUUCAGUGGGACUUCCCGAGGUGCCCCACACCACCGCUACUGCCAGCACUGUCCGAGCCCAUCGAAAACCCCCACAACCCUGCGCUUCCCUUUCCCGUUUCACUUCCCCCGCUCCUCCAGCAUCCUCUCGCAGCAGCCACCCUUUCCCCGGGGCUGGGGCCGGUACGGGCCGGGCAGGGCAGGGCUCCUCCUCCCCGGGGGCGGCUCCGGGCUGCAGGUGGCUGCUCGGGAGCAGGAAGCUGCUACCGUUCGACUCCCGAUCCCCCUCGCGUGCGACCGCCGUCGGGGCAGCGGAUCCGGCCUCAGCGAUCCCUGGAAGACCUUAUUAUUUUUGUUUGUUUGUUUUCUGCCUAUUUUCUCUCCCCGUUUUUUUUUCCCCCUGACUCCUCUCCACUUGCACUUGGAAGGAUAGCUCCGGUUCCCAUCGCCCUUCGUGCUCCUGUAGCAGCAGGCCAGCUCCGGACGAGCCUCCCGCCCCGCCGCUGCCCGCCGGGGGUGGCCGCGAUGAGCGCCGCUGCGCAAACUGCGGAGCCCGACCCGCAGGACGGGACCCCCGGGCACUGCCCCGGCCCCGGCCCGGCCCGGGACGGCAGCCCGCAGGAGGAGUUUGAUUUCUCUAUUCUCUUCGACUACGACUACCUGAAGCCGAUCGAAGAAGAACCGACUCCACAUAAAACCAACAGCCCACCCUCUGGAGUUGCAUACGCUCAUGAUGUCUUGGACUGUGGCCUCAAGCCAUGCCCCCUGCCAUUUCCUAGCCUUUCUGCAGAUCCCAUGGGCAGAUAUGGACAGCCAGAUAGCAUAGGGACAGCACCUACACACCCUGCCAGCGCCGCAGGGGCCUCUGCUCCGAGUCCUAGGAUUGAAAUUACUUCAUAUCCUGAACUGAUUAAUUCAGGGGGUCCCUUCCGCAGCAGAGACACAGAUGUUCUUUUGGUAGAACAUCAGUCAAACUCAGCUACCACUAGCCCAAGGGUUACCCUGCCUGUCCCUGGCUUUGAGGGCUACAGAGAACCACUGUGUCUGAGCCCAGCUAGUAGCGGCUCUUCUGCAAGUUUCAUUUCAGAGACAAAUUUAUCUCCUUGCACAUCACCAUGUGUUUCACCAAAUAAUGGUCCUAGUGAUGACCUUUGUCCGCAGUUUCAAAACAUCCAUACUCAUUAUUCUCCUAGAACCUCUCCAAUAAUGUCACCACGAACAAGCAUCACGGAGGAAACCUGCUUGGGACAACAUUCACCAUCACCACGUCCCAACUCAAGGUCUUCAUCGCCAGGUGCAAAACGGAGGUACUCUUGCACUCAGCAGCCUUCCACCUCUCCACGACAGUCAAGGACCCCCUCUCCACAAUCCUCUCCGCGCAUCCCCCUGAGAGAAGACAGCUCUACGGUCACUUACACGCAGUUGUCCAGUGCUCCUCUUUCCAUGGAUGCUAUGAGCAGCCUUCCUACAGAUCCUUCCUGUGGUGUUCCCACCAAAAUUUGGAAAACCAGCCCUGACCCUUCAUCAAUGCCUUCCCACAAAAACAGCAUUCCGUGCCACGUCUUUCAGACUGUUGACUUCCAUGGGCCCUGCGAGCAGGAGGACAGGAGGAACUCAGCACCAGAAUCCAUUUUGUUGGUUCCUCCAUCCUGGACAAAGCAACUGAUGCCAGCAAUACCUAUCUGCAGCUUGCCUGUCCAGUCACUGCCGCCCCUUGAGUGGCCGCUCUCCAGCCAGUCCGGCUCCUACGAGCUCCGCAUCGAGGUGCAGCCCAAGCCCCACCACCGUGCACACUACGAGACCGAGGGGAGCCGAGGGGCUGUGAAAGCUCCGACUGGAGGCCAUCCUGUGGUCCAGCUUCACGGUUACAUGGAGAACAAACCUUUGGGUCUUCAGAUCUUCAUUGGGACAGCAGACGAACGGAUACUCAAACCUCAUGCUUUCUAUCAAGUCCAUCGCAUUACAGGAAAAACUGUCACCACCACCAGCUAUGAAAAAAUUAUUGGCAACACCAAAGUUUUAGAGAUCCCGCUGGAACCCAAAAACAACAUGAAAGCAACCAUUGACUGUGCGGGGAUUUUGAAGCUGAGGAAUGCGGACAUCGAGCUGCGUAAGGGUGAGACAGACAUCGGCAGGAAGAACACCCGCGUCCGGCUUGUCUUCCGCGUGCACAUCCCUGAGUCCAGCGGCCGCAUCAUCUCUCUGCAGGCAGCAUCAAACCCCAUUGAGUGCUCCCAAAGGUCUGCUCAUGAACUUCCGAUGGUUGAAAGACAAGAUAUUGACAGCUGCCUCGUCUAUGGAGGGCAACAGAUGAUCCUGACAGGACAGAAUUUCACAGCAGAGUCUAAGGUUGUGUUCACAGAGAAAACUUCAGAUGGGCAGCAGAUCUGGGAAAUGGAAGCAACAGUGGAUAAGGAUAAAAAACACUGGAUCAUGCUCUUUGUAGAAAUACCGGAGUACCGGAACAAGCACAUUCGCACACCUGUGAAGGUGAAUUUCUAUGUCAUCAAUGGUAAAAGAAAAAGAAGCCAACCCCAGCAUUUUACCUAUCACCCAGUACCAUCAAUCAAAACAGAGCCCAUUGAUGACUAUGAUCCAACCUUAAUCUGCAAUACAGUACACAGUGGCCUGGGAACAGUAACACAGCCGUACUAUUCACAGCACACAAUGGUCACCGAAUCCCCUUCCUGUCUUGUGGCCACUAUGGCGCCCUGCCAGCAGUUGCGCUCGGGCCUUUCUUCUCCUGAUUCUCGAUACCAUCAGCAGAACCCAGCUGCAGUAGUUUACCAAAGAAGCAAGAGCCUGAGCCCAAGCCAGCUGGGCUACCAGCAAUCCAGUUUGAUGGCUACACCUGUUGCUAUUUCAGAUGCCCAUAGGUCAGUGCUAGUGCAUGCUGGUUCCCCAGGCCAAACUUCAGCAGUGCUCCACCACUCUCCAGGCAACCAGCAGUCUUCUCCAGUGAUUCACUACUCUCCAACCAACCAGCAGCUGAGGUGUGGAAGUCACCAAGAAUUUCAGCACAUCAUGUGCUGUGAAAAUUUUACAUCCAGUGUUGCAAGACCAAGCCAGCCCCAAGUCAGUCAAGCACAAAGAUUAAGUCCGAGUUCAUAUCCUACUGUGAUCCAGCAGCAGACAGCUUCAGGCCAACGGGCAGCAAAAAAUGGACCACCAGUCAGCGACCAGAAAGAAGUAUUACCAGCUGGAGUCACUAUUAAGCAGGAACAGAAUCUGGACCAAGCAUACCUGGAUGACGUUAAUGAAAUUAUCAGGAAGGAAUUUUCUGGACUCCCUGCCAGAAACCAGACAUAGAAGAAGAUUUGUGAGACAACUUCAACCAAAUCCUUCCAUAACUGACCUCUUAGAUCCUUCCAGUGCCCCUGCAACCUCCUGCUUCCUUAACUGUUCAUCUCAAGGCACCAGUUCAAUGCAAGGAACAAUGUAUUGGCAUCAAGCUGACAGCCUUGACUAAGCAACUCACCACCUCUCUCUGUAAACAUCGAAAAGGGCACCCUUCCUUUCGUCCAAAGAUCGCAUUGUUCUCAUGUAACUGAGCAUCUGUCUGAGGAAACACUUCAAGCCUGCUGCAAAAAUCUAGCUACGUAUCGAUGCAUCUAUCUCAGUAGUAAGGGAGAAGUAAGAUGGCACUCCUGAACGCCACACAGAGCAAGGGAGGUUAUAUGUUAGUCUCUAUUUGGGUGGGGUGGGAAGCGAGGGAAGAAAGAGUAAUAUAUUGUGUGAAAGGGCAGCAGCACUGUGCAGCUCACUAACAAUGACUUGCCUUCCAGGUUGCAAAGCCCUUCUGAAAAGUUUUGUUGUAGGAAACCGAGGCAGCUGAAGUUUACUCUGCCUGUGUCCAUUCCGGAAGCAGAAGCUGUAUCAGUAUUUCGAGCUGUAGACUUCAACCGAAUGUGGGAGUUUUCUCCAUGUUUUCUUGUCAGAAUGGACAGGGAUUUGAUGGAGAAGGAUGCUCACAGAGGGCCAGUGAAAAGAGCAGUUCAGCAGCUGUUACACCUAUCUCAAGGUAAAUGGAACCCCUGUAAACAGAGAUGAAUGCAAAGGAGUCCCAGUAAACACCAAGAUUUGAUGACCCACCCUCAUUUAGGCAGUGUGUCAGCGCAUCUUACAUAUUUUCUCUCUAAUGAAUUGCUGCUGUUUCUUCUCACAUAGAACCCGCUGUUGACUGGUACCUUGUCUCAUGUAGCAGCUGUAAUGUUUAACCACACGAGCUGCACAGGAGAAUAAUUGCAUAUCACAGAAGCUGUACGUUCCAGAAAAUGUAUAUGCUUACUUAUAGAUCCUUUGUCUCUUUAGCACUGCAAAGCUACCAGCAGCUUCGGGAAAGGUUAAAAUUCCAUGUGAGUUAGCGUGUUAUGUUUUGCUUUGUGUGUCUGACUGUAAUGUACUGACAAAUGCUUAUCAUGGUAAGAGCUGCCUGCAGCCUGCAGCCGUACAGCGAGCAAGUUUGUAAUGUCUCAGUGCAUCCCUGUUACCCCAGUGGGAUGAAAGCACACCUGGAGUGGCUGAUCUCUGCAGUAAGAGGCUGCUGCACUGUGGGCAGCAAUGGUUUUGUGAAUGAGGAAAGCUGUACUGUUAGGGCUCUGAGCCUGAGCUCUUUGUAGAAAACACAGCAGACCUGCCCUGUUCUCAGCUGCUUCCCAGCAGAGUUCAGCAGUGCCCACGUGCUCACAGCAGCCACUGGGUUGUGUGAAUAUUGAAGACCAGCAGAGCAGCUGCCUGGUUUGCUCCCCCGUGCUGCAAGAAAGAUGCUUGCACCAAUCCCACGGGCUGCAGGAAUAGAACUGAGGCUGCAGUGCCUUCUGCAUAGUUCAGUGACUGGCUGUUAAACAGCACUUACACUGCACAGCUGGUUCACACGCCUCAGAUGAGCUACUUAGUGCCGUAUUGCUGGAGUCUGCCAUCCGUUGUGUAUUUUUAAUGCAUUUUAUGGAUUUUUCAUUUGAAAACUUUCUAAUGCCAACAGUUGCCUGACAGAAAUUCUUUACUGCAGCCGAGCAAAAGAAGAGCCCAGAUGGGUCUCUUGGCUUGGAAGUACCAGAAGCGGCCAUCUAGUUUUCCCUGAUCCGACCUGUGAGGGUAAGGUAGGAGAAAUGAAAAAAUAAAAGCACAAAGCCAUUGACAGCAAACCAGGGUCCCCAGGUUACCGACAGAAAGCUUUCUUCUGCUGGAUCUCAAAUUAAGAAUCAAACCCUGCAGGGUUCCUGAGCAGGAUGUGCCCUUACCUGAGCAUGAACCGGGGGGUCGGUUGUGUGCUGCUCUGGGGUGUUCUUUUGGGCAGUUUGCUUUGGAGAGCAGGAGGGUGUAUUUUAUAUGUACGUUUAAUAUAUGCUACAAGUGCUUUACUCAUGCUUGCACUAGCUGUAUUUCCUCCUCAUUUUUAAAGGCAUAGAUACUAAUCUGGAUGUGUGUUAUUGUAGGGGCACAUACACGUCUAUCUAUAUACUAUAACCACGUAAGUGUAGAUGGUUAUAUAUAUAUGUAUACACAUCUGUGCUUCUCUCUGAACACACACACCAGUCCUACAGCUGGCUGCAGCCACACAGACCUGCUGCCACACGGAGCCAGCUGCUGGAGCGAGGGUUCGUAUGGUGUACAUAAUACAGACUACAUUGUAGUGGUUUUAUUUACAGCUACGCCAGGUCAGGCUGUGCUACUCUCACCUGCUUUUACAUCAACUGUUAGUUGCAUAGAACAGCUUUUAACCACUUCAUAUUUAUUUCCGGAGAGGAGCAUCCUCAGACAUAGCAUCACACGUCGUUGCCUCUUUUCAAAAGAAAACAGCUAUGUUACAGCUAUAUAGCAAGGCUGAAGAACUUCAGAAUAUGCAGUACUAAAUUAUUUCCUGUUCUCGCUGAGCAGUGUUCCUCCAGUAUUAAUCUUUGUGGCAUAACACACCUCGCUCCCUUUCUGUACAAGCAUUAGAUUAACCUCAGAAGAGUUAAUGCCAUUCCGUGAGCAAUUUGUUCUCACUUUAUCUGGAAGAUAGCCAUAUUUGCACAUGAGGAAAUUCUGUCUUUCCUCAGUUAUCUGAAUGUUUCACCACAGUGCCUUCCUGCCAUUGUACCAAAGGCCUCCUUGUGUGCAGGGUGAACAACUCUAAUGCAUUUUCCAUCAAAGUUAUACCAUGCGAAGUACGUGGGGCUCAUUGGAACUCAAAGUUCAUCUCUUUCUUUUUUUCUGUGCGUGUGUGCAUUUUUUUCCUUCAUUUUUUCCAUCCGAGCUUUGGCUGCAAGUACAGGAUGAGCUUCUAUAAACGUCUGCAUCAAAUAUAUGAAUGCGUAAAAUAAAACCAUCGUUCAUGAUGUGUAAACAGUCUGAGAGCGGAAUGGGAGUGGACAGAUACCAGGGAGAUGUUUCUGUGUCAGUUGUGAGUGUUGGAAGCACAGUUUGCCAGGAGAGGAAUUGCUCGUGAAGAUGCAUUGAAGUACAAAGUCCCGUUUUUGUUUUUCUCCAUGAGAAUAAGCAAAGUGGAAGAUCUGAGCUGCGAUGGGAUGAAGGUGUCUAAUGUACGUGUUUUUAUUGGGAGAAAGAAUGUAGAAGAGCCAUGGGUUUUGCACUUGCUUUAUUUGUAUCCAUGUAAAUAUGUAUCACUUCCAUUCUUCCUGUAGGGAUACGGCAUUUUCUGAAUGUAGGAUAUUUCCAACAACAGCACUAUGUUAUUCUCUAUUGUAUAAAAUGCUGCUGCUUGAUAACGUAUCUAAAACAGUUCUCAAAUUAGCUAGCAUGUUUUUAAAGUGUAUUUUGUAAACCGUAUCUUUACCAAACAAAGCAUCUGUGCUUUUGGUCUGGCCAAAUAUGCAACGCCUUUUGGAGUAAGGAUGGUAUUUAUAAAGGAUGGAUCUUUGUUUCUUGAUUUUCUAUGCAAUUGUUGUGGAAUUGUUAUUGCCCCCAAAAGUCGUAUUGGAUCCAUUUUCCAAAGACUUCAAAGACAGCUUUAAACACUUCCAAGGCAUGUUUCUAAAUAUUUCAAUCUUUUUGUCCCCAUGUUUCUUUCCAAAUUGGUUUUUAAUAGGGAACAAUUAUCUGCCAGAUGGGAUUCAAGAAAAUGGCUCUCAUCUUAUUUUCAGAUCUUGAGUUGAUUCUCAUCCUCAUAAAGUUUACGCCCCGUGAAAUCACCUGAUGUUCCCGUUUACCUGCAGUUCUCCUGGUUACGUACAUGAACUGCAGAUUUCCCAGAAACUGACUGUUUUCCUCAUUGUUUACAUCACACUGAUUUCAUACGUGUGCAAGUGGCGCAUCACACGGCGCCCGCUGUGACACACGGGGAGUUGUCAUCCCUUGUUCAUCUCAGUUCAGAAUGCGUAACCCACCUUUCUGGAUGCUGGCAUCUGUCCUUCACGUCUGCUACUUUUAUCAGAGCAGCAGGUGACAGCCAGUAAGAAUCUCUUUAACAACCAGUCAGUAUCUCACCCCUCUGGGCUGUUUAAGAUUUGUUUCGCCAUUUUCCUUGUUCCUGGUGUACAGAAAUAAAUAAAUUGGGACCAAACCAACAUCACAGUGCAAAUUGGAAGUGAAGAUGCUGACAUUCUGAUAGAUCAAACAAGUGGUCACCUGGGGAAAAAGUUCAUGUUUCUUUCCAAUAACUCUUUUAAAAUAGCCAGAUGGGGCAGAAAGUUCUAGAAUGGCUGAGUCACCAAAUGAAUAAUGUUCCGUGCCAUCCCCAGCUGUUCCCCCAUCCUCCACAGCUGCAAGGACUGAAGUGCUGCCGUUGUAGCAGAGCUCCAGCCCCAGUACACAGCAGCGUGGUGAGAGCUGGGGAUGCACACAGGGGUAACUGCUGUGGCCUGGCUGGGACCUGUGUGUGAGUGCAAGAUGACAAUGUGUUCCCCUGGCUCAGGAUGCCCAGGUCUCCUUGCUGACACUCCCUGUGUCCAGGAAAAGCCCUGUUAGCAGAAAUACAUGCAAGUAAGCAAUCAUCUCUCAGAUCAUUCUAGCAGAUGUCUUUUUAAUCAAACUGCUCAAAAUUCUAACUUUAAGAACUGAAAAAGAGUUCAUAUCAUUUACAUUCCUACAACAACAUGGUUAACCUCCAAUGUAAUUUUUUUUGCUAUUGUCUGUAAAAUAUUUUUAUAUAUUGCCUGUACUGUGGUAGUUUAGCAAUAAAUGAGAGGAUAUCAUCUGC